Pieris brassicae (large cabbage white) is the source of this 4200-nucleotide messenger RNA. It is a transcript of the gene Uck, whose product is annotated as uridine-cytidine kinase. Gene Ontology annotation, molecular function: kinase activity; ATP binding. The record is from RefSeq and is a predicted model, not a curated record. Lineage: Eukaryota; Metazoa; Arthropoda; Insecta; Lepidoptera; Pieridae. The transcript is spliced from 6 exons. Gene Ontology annotation, cellular component: cytosol; cytoplasm. Bases 38 to 904 code for a protein of 288 amino acids.
UUUUAUCUUUUGUCAGUUGUCAGCACCCUGAAAACAAAUGUCAAUGUUUGCUAUUAGAAGAAGUGCAAGUGUUAGUUGUGGAAUUUUAGGUUUAAGAUUAACGCGCAGAUAUAUUUUUACGUACAAAAUGAGUGAAAAACCCGCAGAUUAUAGUUUAACCAAUGGGUUCGAAAGUAAAACUCCUUUCUUAAUAGGUGUUGCAGGUGGUACGGCUAGCGGCAAGUCAACAGUAUGCCAAAAAAUUAUGGAGAAGCUUGGCCAGCAACAAAAAGAACAAACAGAAAGGCGGGUGGUAUGCAUAAGUCAAGACUCAUUCUAUCGUAGUCUUACACCUUCUGAGAGGGUUCGAGCUGAAAGAGGUCAAUUCAACUUUGAUCACCCCGAUGCAUUUGAUGACAAGAAACUAUUGACCAUAUUAAAAGAAAUUCUUGCUGGCAAGAAAGUUGAAGUUCCUGAAUAUGACUAUGUUACAAAUUCUAUAAGCAAUCGUUCACACACCAUCUACCCAGCUGAUGUGGUGCUAAUUGAGGGAAUCCUGGUGUUCUACUUUCCAGAAGUAAGGGACCUGUUCCAUAUGAAACUCUUUGUUGACACUGAUUCAGACACAAGACUUGCCAGAAGAGUUCCACGUGAUAUAAUGGAGCGUGGACGGGACUUAGAGCAAGUACUCAACCAGUAUAUGAAUUUCGUCAAACCAGCGUUUGAAGAGUUUUGCCUGCCGACCAAAAAAUUCGCAGACGUCAUCAUUCCACGCGGAGCCGACAAUUUAGUGGCUAUUGACUUAAUUGUCCACCAUAUUUGGGACAUUAUGUACAAGAAACGACCACGUGUCAACGGUUGUAAUGGCUUCGACGAAGACGGCAGGCGCAUGUCGGGAAGCUCGGAAGAUACGCUUAGCCGAUGAGUAUUGUAUUAAUUUCAUAUGAGCGUAGUGUUAGGUUAAUACGUAGAGUAUAAAUAAGGGGAUAAGUUCGGUUUUUAAUUUUAUCUAAUUGAUGUAUAUAUACAUAUAGAUGACACACAAUCAUUGAUUUCAAUAAUGACAUUUUUAUUACGCACUUUCGAAUGACGUAUUUGUUCAAACGUACGAGAUUUUUACCAAAUUAUUGACAGAUGAUGAUAAUAUAAUCUGUUCUUAGUAAUAAAGGGCGAAAGAUCGUUAUUCACAUACAAAAGGCAGGAUUUUUUGUUUGCAAAGUAAACCCAAGAGCUUUCGGGGUAAUGUAAUUUAUAAUGCUAAAUCUUUUUUACGCUGAUACACCAAGCUAUCGAUUUUCUUAAAUAAUGUACAAUUAGAUUUAGAGUCGAGGCUCAGCGCUAAGUAUGUCUCCCGUAUGUCAAAAACGUAUAGCAUUUCAUCGUCAUAGUUAAAGGUGAGUCUCGACUCGAUCUUGGCGUAUGUUGUGGCGCUAAAUUUACACUUUCAUUUGCGUUUUUAGAUUGACUAUGAAAGUGGCUAGAAUCGUGGAACUUGAAGCGAAUUAAACCCAAAUUAUUAAUUACUUAUUAAUUAUUCUCGAGAGCUUUCUACCAAAAGUGGUCAGCGAAUGACUGCUAUAUAUUGUUGCUAUAAGCAUCUGAAAUAUUAUGACGUUUAUAUACUUCGAAUUAAUUUACGCAAAACAUUUGCAAACACUUAAGCUGUAUUAACUGUAUUUGAACUUGGUGUAUCUAUAAGACUCGUGUCAUCCAUUUUAACACAUUAACUAACACUAUGCUCAUCUGUAGGUUACCAAUAUCAAAAAUAUGUUAUAAGCUUUCCUACUAUCUUAACAGAUUUUUGUCUCCAUACCAAAUUUCCUAUGUUCCUUUACAAGCUUAGAACUAAACAGAUUUUGAUUAAUGAAAUGGCGAUUUCAACAGACAUAUUUUUGAUGUUGGUAAUUUAAGAAUAACUUUUGGGAAUUUAAACUUAGACUAGGCGAUAACAUGGACGUGUUAUAUUAUACUUGAUUUCCGAUCAAAUGAGAUUGAGAAUGAUUUUGGAGUUCAGAAUGGUUAUGCAGUAUUGGCCAAUUUAUCAUUGUUUGUACGGCUACUCCGUACGAUUCACAUUGUGAUGAAUGCUUAAGAGUCAGGCUUACUACUUAGUGAUUGUCAAAAACUCGGCUUUGAUAGACGAGAGUCAUACUUUAAGUAUGUCUCGAAUUUUGACGCUACGUACACUAAAAGAAAAGUGAUUCCAGGUUCUAUUUGAGACAAAAAAAAAACAUUAUUUUUACGAAUAACAGAGCGUAAUUUGUUCGUAAUUCGUAGUGUUUGAGUUGAAUAAAAUGUAAAAAUUGUGCAUACUAUGUACAAAUUGUUUUACACAAUAAUUGCUCUCAGAACAAGCCAGUUUUACAGUAAGUAAAAGACCUAGUGUAGACCCUAGGGCCUAGACCGUUUUUUAUUGAUGAUGUGAAAACCCUGGCUUUAAUCUGAUGUCAUAAUCGAUUAAGAGUGACGUAAUAUCGCAUUUAUGAUAUGAAUUUUUGGUCGGAAAUCCCAGUAUUUAUCGUUUAAGUUAUAAUAAUAUAUAGAUAAGCCUGAAUGUAAAAUUAUUACAGCAUUUAUGUAUCAUAUUUUUAUACAAUAGUUUUAAGAUAUAUGUUCUAUGUUCAUGAAUAUUUUAGUUAAUAAUUACAAUGUAUUGAAAUGCGUAAUUGCCCUUAAAACACUUUAAAAAAAUGGGUAAAUAUAUUAUAAUAUGCCAUUCAAUACAAAUUUCUUCAGUUCCUAUUCAAGUAAUAAAGUGCAAUGAUUUCAUUUAUUUUUAACAAUUAAAAAAUAUGCACAAAAUUUAUCGUAUUUGUGUUUGAUUUUGUGAAAAUUUGAAGUGACAAAGCCAAUAGACAAAAUUACGAAAAUCCAUAAACAAUAGACGUGUUACCGUAGACAUUGAGAAUUAAUAAACUUACAAUAAAAACAUGACCUUAGUACCGAGACUUGAUUUAUGCUUCCCGUAUGUCAAAAACAAAAUCGGUUUUGAAGAACAAGCCUUUUUAUAUUUGACCAAAUUAUCGUGUAUACGUAUACGGGUUUUAUCUUGGUCGAAUUAGUACGCUAUGUUCUUCAAGGACCCAAAGUAGAAUUGGUUCGGAAUUACUUCAGUGGGCAGCUGUUUCUACGUAGUGGUGGCGCGGCAAAAACUCCCUUUAAAACGCUCAGGUUUUUUAACAUUUCCUUAUCUACUCACUGACAAAGGGUUGUGUUAGAGUCAUCCCACAAUGUGACCUUGCAACACAAGUACACAAAUUUUAUUAAAUUAAUUAUUAGAGAGAAUAAAUAUUUUUUGUCUAAUUUGGAACACACACUUCAAAUCAAAAUGUAUAUAUUCGUUAAUAUUGAAAAUCUGAAUUUAUAUUUGCUACCAGUUUCCAAAUGAAUGACGUAGAGCGGGCGAGAAGAACAUAGCAUCUGAUUAUCGUUAACACAAUUUCGUUAUAAUUAUUUUUUACCUUUCUCUGUAUGUAAUUUUUUAAUAAGUAACGGUCUCCGUCUACAAUUUAUGUGUAUUACUCUAUUUUGUCUAUUGGCUUCUUACUGCAUGGACUGAUUCACCGAAUUCCAGUGUGUUAAAGAAUUAAUCAAAACCUCCAAGUGACUGUUUAUUUUUUAUUAUUAAGAUUUCUUAAGUUAAUUUCAAUUACCAACGGUAUAUAAAUAUUACAUUGCAUUUAUGUUAUAAAUACAGUCUCGAAUAUGUAUUAGUACAAUUGUUAUCGCUAAUAUUUUUUACUCAACGCUGUUUUCUUUGUAUGCCUGGUAUAUUGUUAAUAAAUGUAACCAAUAUAAAAAAAAAACCAACACGAAAUGUAUUAUGUAGUCCAAUAUUUUGUAUAUUAGCACAUAAGCAAUAAAUAUUUGCAAGUGAAACAUUUUUUUCUAUUUGGAAAUGUAAAAAUUGAAUCCCCUUGUUACAAAAGCGUCUACACAUAGCCUUAAAAUCAGAGGCAAUAUUGGGGAGCACCCUAGACUGCCUCCUGUGUAGGCAAAUCGUACACUAAAUUUAUUAAAGUCGAUUCGAACUUCGAGCCGAUUUCAUCCCCACCACCAUUGUCCCGAUAUCGCCACUGAUUUUAGGACCGUGUGUAGACAACUUUAAGUCGAUAUAGGGAAGCAAUUUUGAACAUAUGCAAUUAACUUUUGCCUUAAAAUUAUAAUGAAGCCAUUUUUUUAAACUUCUAAUGUUAUAAUCUUAUCUGUUUUUAAUUUACU